AUGCCUCAGUCUGCCAUCCUCUACCAUAACCCAGAGGAAACCGUUUUCUUGAUAGACACACCCACGUCCAUUGCGCUGGCUCAGGAGCUUUCCCUGACCCAACAGAGUUCGUCGCCAGGGAGCCCAAAAUGCCCUAGACCACGACGGAGACAGAUCUUUUCGUCGAUACCACGGGCAGAACCGUUUCCGCCAUCCACGGAGCCUAAGAGCGAUGCUGCUCGCGCAAAGGUUCUGGAAAGGAUCCCGCGCUCGGAACGGGUCUUCCAUGCGGAGAUCAUCGAGCCUCUUGUGCGCGAUGGCCUGGAGGUGAUCAGGCAGGGGGUCUUCGAGCGUGGGGUUGACUGGUGCCAUGUACGGAAGGUCUUUGAUGGUGGGCUGGCUAGCGAGAUGCGUCUUGGGAAGAGGAGACGUGCAAGCAGCAGUGGCGCUGCAAUAUCAGCUUCUAUCGAUGGCUGUUUUGAUGCCGGAACUCGAAAGCUUGAUGAAGAUUCGCAGCCCCCGUUGAUUCUCUCGGCAUCUGGCACGAAUGCAUUCGCGUCUGGAGCUGAACUCCGUGAUGUUAUAGUCAAGAAUACCUCGUCUGGCGCGGCUGAACUGAGCAUUCGCCGUCUUGGGGAAGAAGAAGAGAAGGGUGUAAUAUCCCACACAGCCGAGAUCGAUCCCCAGCGUCAAAAUCAGUAUCAAGCGUUCACAGUGCCUCCGCUCUCUGUGUUCGUGCUCUGCAGAUUACCAAUCACACAGUCCUCACACCAGCGUCCAACCGGACCGGUCCCGGGUAUCCUACGAGACCAGAAAUUCAACCUGAUCCUCCUCGACCCGCCGUGGACCAACCGGUCUGUCCGCCGGGGAGGACACUACCACACGCAACAUUACACCGAAGGGCACGAACUCACGCAGUACAUCCGAUCUGUCCUGCAAUUACACCUAUACGACUCCGCAACCGGGAAUGGCCAACCAGAGAACCCCCAAGUUGCGCCUCGCUCCAUCGCAGCAAUCUGGAUCACCAAUUCCUCCAAAGCACGGCGAACUGCUUACGAGGCGCUCCGGGGCGCAGGUCUCUCCGUCUGCGAGGAAUGGGCGUGGAUUAAAGUGACCACCUCGGGGGAGACUGUGACGCCGGUCGACGGUCUCUGGCGGAAACCGUAUGAGAUCCUGAUCAUUGGCGAGAAGAAGAUGGGUGGGAAUCAACGCCGUGACCCGGUCAGAAGGGUCAUUGCUGCGGUGCCGGAUGUCCAUUCCCGGAAACCGAACUUGAAGGAGAUCUUUGAGCGGCUGUUUUUCAGCGGCGCGGGGCAUUCAUAUGCUGCGCUGGAGGUGUUUGCGCGCAAUCUGACGGCUGGAUGGUGGGCGUGUGGGGAUGAGGUUUUGAAAUUCAAUGCACAGGAAUGGUGGACGGAAUCGUCUACAUCCUGA
This is a messenger RNA of Aspergillus melleus, 1413 nucleotides long. Its product is annotated as MT-A70 family. Bases 1 to 1413 code for a protein of 470 amino acids. The transcript has a single exon. The record is from RefSeq and is a predicted model, not a curated record. Lineage: Eukaryota; Fungi; Ascomycota; Eurotiomycetes; Eurotiales; Aspergillaceae. Gene Ontology annotation, molecular function: nucleic acid binding; methyltransferase activity. Gene Ontology annotation, cellular component: RNA N6-methyladenosine methyltransferase complex; nucleus.